ACAUGCCAUGAAGGAGCUGACGCAUGAAGAAGCGACAAGCAUUUCGUCAUCAUGCUGAGAGACACCAACCUGGAGCGCUACAGGAUCAGCCUCGACCGGUUCGCAUGCACCCUCACCAGUAACCCGCAGGUCAAUGCGUUCGCCGUCUUCAUCUGUUCCCUGGGAGAUCAGGCGGACAGGCUCCAGAGGACACUGCCGGCCGGGCGAUCUUUUGUCACCAUGGACACCAAGCAGAUCCCCCAAAUCCUUCAGCAGAUUUUCACAUCCACCAUGCUGUCCAGUGCCCGAGAGAACUGCAGUUGGGCGAAUCACACUGAAAUUGACAUGUCACUGAUGACAGUGAUCUCUGCAUCACGGAGCAACAGAAAAUCAGGGUUACAUUUUACUGGAAAAACAAAAGAAAGACUAAAAAGGAAUUAUACUUAAA
Carassius gibelio (silver crucian carp) is the source of this 427-nucleotide messenger RNA. RefSeq names its product von Willebrand factor A domain-containing protein 8-like. The transcript has 2 exons. The record is from RefSeq and is a predicted model, not a curated record. Lineage: Eukaryota; Metazoa; Chordata; Actinopteri; Cypriniformes; Cyprinidae. Bases 52 to 426 code for a protein of 124 amino acids. Gene Ontology annotation, cellular component: cytoplasm.